AUGUUAUCCAUGAAGAAUAACGAGAUGACGGCUGCUUUAUCUGCAUUGACAGAAAAUGAGGACGGCAAAAACAAGGUUAUCGACGUCAACUCAAUGAUGACUGCACUUGAGGACUACCUCAAAAAAGCGGAGGAAGGUACCUCUGGUGUCCCGUUGAACUACUACUUGAAGGAUAUUAAUAAGAGCAUGUUGGCUGAGAUGUGGACAGCCAAAUACUACCCAGGCAAAUACCUGGCUAUUGCUUACGAUGAUGGUGCGCCAACGGAAUCAGCAAGUAAACUAACAGCUGAGAGUGCCGACGCGGCUAAGUCCUAG
Glarea lozoyensis ATCC 20868 is the source of this 315-nucleotide messenger RNA. RefSeq lists its product as uncharacterized. The record is from RefSeq and is a predicted model, not a curated record. Lineage: Eukaryota; Fungi; Ascomycota; Leotiomycetes; Helotiales; Helotiaceae. The coding region runs from base 1 to 315 and encodes 104 amino acids. The transcript has a single exon.